AUGGGAAAAUUAGAAAUACUUCCAUGUUAUAUACUGUUUGAUGGUACUGUACCUCUUGAAAAAUUCUUUAAACCUCAGGAAACUGAAAUAUCUGAAAUUGAUCAUAACACAUCCAAUAAUGUAGAAAAUUGUAGACUUGAUUAUAUGAAUGCUACAUUCCGUGGAAGAAGACUAUAUGGUUCUAAAAUAGAUUUAAAAUCAAUAAAAUACAAAGCUGGUUUUUUGAGAUUAUCCGUGGAUUCCAUGGCUAAUAAUAAGUUGGAAUGUGUCUCUAAUGUUGAAAGUUUUAGAUAUUGGAAUCAUGAUAAUAAGCCUAAUAAAAUGGAUGAUAUUCCUCAGUGGUUCACAAUUGCAAAUUAUGAAAAUUUAAUACAUCAAAGUACUUUUUAA
This is a messenger RNA of Cryptosporidium muris RN66, 390 nucleotides long. RefSeq lists its product as uncharacterized. The coding region runs from base 1 to 390 and encodes 129 amino acids. Lineage: Eukaryota; Apicomplexa; Conoidasida; Eucoccidiorida; Cryptosporidiidae. The transcript has a single exon. Gene Ontology annotation, cellular component: ribonuclease H2 complex. The record is from RefSeq and is a predicted model, not a curated record. Gene Ontology annotation, biological process: RNA catabolic process.